AGCGCUCGAGGUAGACAGAAAUUACUUUGGAAUAGAUGUGGUAGCAAAGCAAAUAAUAGAGCACAUCAAAUUGGAAAACCCAGUUGAAUGUAAUGCUAGCAUGUUGGAGCCAGGUCCGGUUUUGCCAGAGACUCAAAUGUACAUUAAGCAAGAACCAAUGGAAAAUGUGGAUACUUCACUGCAAGUACUCCGAGACGUCUGGGAGAGCCUGGAGUUGCAUAUCGAGGACACAGUUCAUCCGUCCUUUACUACAAGUGAUUCCGACAGUGCGAAAACUGCGAUGCGAGAAAACGAUGCCGUAUCAGCGCUGCGCAAAGAGCUAUGCAUGCCUUGGAACUCUGCUGUUGGACAGAUGAAAGAUAUCUCGGACCACAGCAUGAGCUGUAGCGAUAGCAGCAUAAGCAGUUGCAGCAGCAGCCAGAUUUCGGACGUCAAGAGAAUGGACUGCACGGAAGCGAGAGGCUGGUGCCGUGUGGAGCAGAGCCUCCCCAAGACAUAUGAACCGAACCUGGCACCUUUGAGAAUCAGGUGGGCCAAACCUAAGCCAAAGAGGCACAGGUGUGGAGAGUGUGGCGUGGCGUUCGGCCAAGCCCAACAGCUGCAUCGGCAUUCCUACAGUCACUCAGGCGAGAAGUCCUUUCGGUGCAGUUACUGCCCAUACGGAGCAACGCAGAGGGUGAACCUCAAAAAGCAUGUCCUGAGGAUUCACCACCUGCCCUUCGAUAACACAGAGUACUCUGACAGCCCCAGCAAGAGGAGGAGUCGGUUGGACACUGAGGCAGCGUCAUAACUCCGGAUUUGGAGCGCGCGUGAUGCACGUGGAGAACUCGACAAUUAUCUAGUUCAUCCUGAGGCCUAGUGCCACGUGUAUUGAUGAACACAAGUGUGCAGCCCUUUGUGUGCACAAAUAUUUCUGUGAUGAAAAGUAGUCACAUUUACUGGUUUAAGAAUAGGUUUGUUGCUGUAUUUGUUUUUCUUUGUAUACAAAUUAUUUCAUAAAUGAUUAAUAAAAAAAAAACUUAGUUGAAAAAAUAUGACAUUUAAGAGUAAUAUUUUCUUUGUACUUGCAGUGUUUAUAUGUUACCUUGAUUUUCAAAUGUGUUUCUGGU
Messenger RNA from Petromyzon marinus (sea lamprey), 1109 nucleotides. Lineage: Eukaryota; Metazoa; Chordata; Hyperoartia; Petromyzontiformes; Petromyzontidae. The record is from RefSeq and is a predicted model, not a curated record.